CCCGGUAACCUCCGCGGCGGCGGGGCGGGAGCUGGGAGCGGAGUGACAGGCGCCUCAGCCAAUGGGAACGCGCUUGGGGCCGCGUCUGUCCAAUGGGAGCCCCCGGAGUGUUCUAGAAGGGGCGGGACCGGAGGCGCGGCCUGGCCUAUCACCGCCCCUCCCCCGGCGCCUCGUCCCGCCCGGACUGUCCCAGCGCGAGUGGAGCGGCGGCCAUGGCGGUGAAGGCCCUGAACCCCAAGGCGGAGGUUGCCCGUGCCCAGGCCGCGCUGGCCGUGAACAUCAGCGCGGCCCGAGGGCUCCAGGACGUGCUGAGAACCAACCUUGGCCCCAAAGGAACCAUGAAAAUGCUGGUGUCGGGUGCCGGAGACAUCAAGCUAACCAAAGAUGGCAACGUGCUGUUGCAGGAAAUGCAAAUACAACACCCCACAGCCUCCUUGAUAGCCAAAGUAGCCACAGCACAAGAUGACAUCACUGGAGAUGGUACCACCUCAAAUGUCUUGAUAAUUGGAGAGCUCCUAAAGCAGGCAGAUCUCUAUAUUUCUGAGGGUUUGCAUCCCAGAAUAGUAGCAGAAGGAUUUGAGAUUGCAAAGGAAAAAGCACUCGAAGUGUUGGAGCAGGUCAAAGUAACCAAGGAAAUGGACAGGGAGACCCUCAUGGAUGUUGCUAGAACUUCCCUCCGCACUAAAGUUCACAGGGAGCUGGCUGACAUCCUGACAGAGGCUGUAGUAGAUUCUGUUUUGACAGUCAGAAAACCAGAUGAGCCUAUUGACCUCCACAUGGUAGAGAUUAUGGAGAUGAAGCACAAAUCAGAAACUGACACAACGCUGAUCAGGGGACUGGUUCUGGAUCAUGGUGCCCGUCAUCCUGACAUGAAGAAAAGAGUGGAAGAUGCUUAUGUGCUAACUUGCAAUGUCUCUUUAGAAUAUGAGAAAACAGAGGUGAGCUCUGGAUUCUUCUACAAAAGUGCUGAAGAGAGAGAGAAGCUAGUGAAAGCUGAAAGAAAAUUCAUUGAAGACAGAGUGAACAAAAUCAUAGACUUGAAAAGAAGAGUUUGUGGUGAUUCAGAUAAAGGAUUUAUUGUGAUCAACCAGAAGGGAAUUGACCCAUUUUCCUUGGAUUCACUUGCAAAAGAAGGAAUAGUUGCUCUGCGGAGAGCUAAAAGGAGGAACAUGGAAAGGCUGACCCUGGCGUGUGGAGGAACUGCCAUGAACUCCGUGGAGGAUCUCACUCCUGACUGCCUGGGCCAUGCAGGGCUUGUCUAUGAGUACACACUGGGUGAAGAGAAAUACACCUUCAUUGAGAAAUGUGACAACCCCCGCUCUGUCACCCUGCUGAUCAGGGGACCCAACAAGCACACACUGACACAGAUCAAGGAUGCAGUACGAGAUGGUCUGCGUGCUGUUAAAAAUGCCAUUGAGGAUGGAUGUGUGGUCCCAGGAGCAGGAGCAUUGGAAGUGGCUGUAGCUAAUGCUCUGGUGAAGCAUAAACCUACUGUCAAGGGAAGAGCCCAGCUUGGAGUUCAAGCUUUUGCUGAUGCUCUGCUCAUCAUUCCAAAGGUUCUUGCUCAGAACUCGGGCUAUGAUCCCCAGGAGACCCUCGUGAAGGUGCAGACAGAGCACGCGGAGUCGGGGCAACUCACUGGGGUUGAUCUGAACACUGGUGAGCCAAUGGUAGCUGCAGCAGCUGGAAUCUGGGAUAAUUACAACGUCAAAAAGCAACUGCUUCAUUCAUGCACGGUGAUUGCCAGCAACAUUCUCUUGGUGGAUGAAAUUAUGCGAGCUGGAAUGUCCUCUCUGAAAGGCUGAGUUGGCUCUGGUAGUGCCCCAGGGAAUGAAUGGUGAAGAAAUCCACCCACAGGUGCACUUCUCUUAGCCCUCAGGGGAUUUUCCCAGCAGUGGAAGUUUCUCUGCUCUGUCAAGCAGCCCCUCUUUGCUAAAUGUGGCCACUCAAAAUAUUAGCAACUAUUGAAAUAUUUGGCUCUAAAGAAAAAAAAUCAGCUAUUUAUUUUAAAUCUCACUGAAGUGUACACUUGAAGUUGCUUUCCUUUUUACCCAAUAAACUUAUGUUCUGUGC
Calypte anna (Anna's hummingbird) is the source of this 2073-nucleotide messenger RNA. RefSeq names its product chaperonin containing TCP1 subunit 6A (gene CCT6A). Lineage: Eukaryota; Metazoa; Chordata; Aves; Apodiformes; Trochilidae. Gene Ontology annotation, biological process: protein folding. The record is from RefSeq and is a predicted model, not a curated record. Gene Ontology annotation, cellular component: chaperonin-containing T-complex. The coding region runs from base 213 to 1805 and encodes 530 amino acids. The transcript has 14 exons. Gene Ontology annotation, molecular function: ATP binding; ATP-dependent protein folding chaperone; ATP hydrolysis activity.